AAUUUCAACGUGCGCGCUCACAUGAUUUUGUGCGUCAGCUGGUACGUUGCUCGCAUUAUAGUUCUGUCUCUAUACGAGAUUUGUUUUCAAAUGGAGGAGUCUUUGAUAUUCCCUAUGGGACCAGGAAUACUCAAAGUACGUGACUGUAGCGUCAAGCCUGACCGAAGCGAUUCGAUGUCACCUGCGUGGUUUGAAUCAAGUUUACGUUCCUAGGGGCUAAAAAGGUUUUCGUGUUUUAACGACGCGGGGUAGUUCUCCCACCGGCUUCAUUAGCUUAGCGGGCUAGCAUACGAGCAAACAGCUGUUGUGCGCUAUUGGAGAUGCGUUGAAAGGUGUUGUGGAGGUGUUUUAUUUGGGUUUGUUUGCAGCGCCUAGUAACAUGAAUUCCGGUAGUAGUUGUAGUCCAGCAGUGUUAGCUUGUCUGAGGUGAAGUCUCUGCUCAGUUAGUUAUGAGCAGUUUCAAUCAGAACCUCCGCAUAAGCUCUUCUUUCAGCGCAGACGGGAAGGGUCCGGCGGUCAGCGCUGACACCGGGAACAAGGACUGGGUUCUGGGAAGCGAUGUGUUUUCCUGCUGUCACGAGUUGAGCCUCGUGGACGACUCGAUGCAGGCGGGGAUGUCGUCGGUCCAACAGGGACUGGACGGACACCUGCCGCUAAUACGCGCUCAGAACCACGGCUCCCAGGAUGGCAUAUUUUUCGAGCUGGGCUCCCCGGAGGAGGACUACCUGGACGGCAGCCCGUUAGAGUUCAGGGACAGCGACGCGAACGGCGUUGGCCCGUUGUUCGAGAGGAGGAAGAGGUCUCGGUCCAACAGCUCCAGACACAGGUUCAACGAGGUGGUCACGGAGCUAGUUCCGGAGGAGGUUCGGUGGUUCUACAAAGAGGACAAGAAAACAUGGAAGCCGUUUAUCGGACACGACUCUCUUAAAAUCGAGCUAAUGUUUCGGAAAUACUGCGAACUGAACCCUGGUGCGGUAUGCUCCCGGGUAGGCGGCGGAGAUGAGGAGACUAGCGGUAAAUGUGUGGACAGCCCGGGGCAGAACGGCUCCGUGCCCGUGGACACUGGGACUAGCAGCGUGGACGAAGGCCGUGGCUCUCUGGACACAUCUACCGUGUCCUUCGAUGGGAGCGAUCCGGACGGCACCGAAAUCAACGUAGAGCCUGUAUGUGUUCGGGGAGGCCUCUAUGAGGUCGACGUAAAGGAGAGAAAAUGCUACCCUGUCUACUGGAAGCAACAAGACCAUAUUCCUGUGAUGAGAGGCCAGUGGUUUAUCGACGGUACCUGGCUCCCGUUGGAGGAAGAGGAGAGUGACCUCAUCGAGCAGGAGCACCUGAACCAUUUCCGAGGCCAACAUGUGCAGGACACCUUUGAGACGGAUCUGGUGGUCAAGACCGUUGAUAGCAAAGAUGUUCUCUCCCACCUGCCCCCUUUCUAUCUCCCGUUCCUGUUCAAAUGGAGUGGAUAUCAGACGGGUGCUAAAACUGCAGGUCACAAGCGCAAACGCUGCCAAGCCAUCCACCAUUUGAAGCUGAGCCGCACACAUGUGGACUGGCACAGCGUGGAGGAGGUCUACCUUUACAGCGACGCUACCACGUCAAAAAUUGCUCGCACUGUUACCCAGAAACUGGGCUUCUCCAAAGCCUCAAGCAGCGGCACGCGGCUCCAUCGAGGUUAUGUAGAGGAGGCCUCCCCAGAGGACCGACCCCCUCAGACUACCCAUGUCGUGUUUGUGGUGCACGGGAUUGGCCAGAAGAUGGACCAGGGCCGCAUUAUUAAAAACACUGGAAUGUUGAGGGAAGGUGUACGGAAGAUGGAGGAGAAGCAUUUUUCUGAGCACAACGACGAACACGUAGAGUUUCUUCCUGUUGAGUGGCGUUCUAAACUAGCACUGGAUGGAGAUACGGUCGAGUCAAUCACGCCAGACAAAGUGCGAGGACUGCGAGACCUUCUCAACAGCAGUGCCAUGGACAUCAUGUACUACAACAGUCCUCUCUAUCGUGACGAAAUAACCAAGGGGCUUACAGAAGAGCUGAACAGACUGUACUCACUCUUCUGCUCGCGGAACCCUGACUUUGAGGAAAGGGGUGGAAAAGUGUCCAUCGUGUCUCACUCCCUUGGCUGUGUCAUCACCUAUGACAUUAUGACAGGAUGGGAUCCCGUACGGUUCUGUCUGCAAGAGCAUUGCGCCGUAGAGGAGGAGCAGGAUUUCCGCUGGAUGUCUUUUGAGGAGCGGCAGCUUUUAGAGGAGCUGAGGCUCACAAAGAAUAGGUUGAGAGAGUUGGAAAAUCAGCUGGUCAAACUGGAGGCCUCUAAUCCUUCAGCCCCCCCAGCUCUUAAAUUCAAGGUAGAAAACUUUUUCUGCAUGGGGUCUCCUUUAGCAGUUUUUUUGGCCCUGCGAGGAAUUCGUCAAGGUGCCAGCGGCCACCAGGACCACAUCUUGCCCACCUCCAUCUGCAGCAGGCUCUUCAACGUCUUCCAUCCCACAGACCCUGUGGCUUACAGACUGGAGCCCCUCAUCCUUAAACAUUAUAGCAACGUUGCACCUGUCCAGAUACAUUGGUGUAGCGCCACUAACCCUUCAUCCUAUGAUGAGAUCCGGCCUACUUUCCUCAACCCGGUCAAAGAUCCAGCUUCAGACACGGAGAGUAUUCCCAGCCCAAGUACUUCUCCUGUCCUGGCCCGUAAACACUAUGGGGAGUCCAUCACCAGCCUGGGCAAGGCCAGCAUACUAGGUGCAGCAAGCAUAGGAAAGGGGCUGGGAGGCAUCCUCUUCUCACGGUUUUCCCGCUCAAACAGCCAACCUUCAGUGUCUUUAGGAGCGGAUGGAGGAGCGAACGCCGAAGAAGAGGAGGAGAAGCGCACAGAAAGCCAGUCAUCAUACGGUCUUUCCUCCAUAACUCGGCCGACCUCUCCCACUGGGGAGACAUUAUUGGAGCUGGAGAGGCGCAUCGACUUUGAGUUGCGGGAGGGUCUGGUGGAGAGCCGCUAUUGGUCGGCGGUGACCUCCCACACUGGAUACUGGUGCUCACAUGAUAUUGCACUCUUUUUGCUGACCUUUAUAUAUAAUAAGUCAACAACGUCUGCCCCAGCAGAAGACACUCCUGAACCAGACUGAGGCACACAGACACCUGAGUGGUGUCCUGUAACUCAUAAAGAUUUUGUAAUUUCUUGACAAAACUCAAAAAGUGACAGUUUCAUUUUAUUUAUUUUUUUCUCUUCCAACCUUUCAAUCACACAAACAAUUAACAUAUCCUUCAUUAUUUUGAUCUAUGAUCCAGUUCCAUUUGCGAGUCAUUGAUAAGAAAACCUCAUUCCGAGAUGUAGCCAUUGACGGACCAGGAGCCCUGACAGAGGGACACUCUGUGCCAGUUCGACCGCUCCUUAAAACGUUAACAUGGAAGAAGAGGCAGUUAUCCCAAAACAUGGAGGUUCCUCAACCAUCAGAACAGCACCUCCUCCCAACAUUGAGUCUGUUCAUCUCAUUUGGUUGUUAAUGUUCAUCAGCCCAUCUCCUCUGCAGACAUUCACUCUGGAGCCUUCUGAUGUUCUUAUAAAAGAAAUACGAUUGUUACAAAAAAGGUUUUUUUUUUUUUUCAUUAAACAUUCAGUCAAAAUGUGAAAAACCUAUUGCUUACAUGGGAACUCGAUGCCUUUUGAAAUCAGCCCAAAAAUGUUACUAAUAUAAUAUUUUCACACAAAAUAGGGCAUAAUCCCUUUAAUAAUAUUGGCAAUAUGUGUUUUAUGCAGUUGUUUGCUUUCGAUUUUUUUAAGACCAGUAAGAUUUGAAAGGCAUAAACCAAAUACAACCUCAGCUCAGCUUAUUGUGUACUUUAUAGCUGAGUAAAAUGUUUUAUUAGUUGCCAUAAAAAAUGCACGUUAAGUUUGGGGAAAAUGUCUUUCAAAAGUUGCAGCUAAACAUUCUCCUUUUAAAUUCCAUGUUACUUUCAGAUGUGCAGCCUUUUAAACAAGGGAGGCAUAUCGUUAUUUCCUUACACUUUAUUGAUAUGAAUUAUAGUGGGAAACACUUGAGGGUGUGAUUUACAUGAGUUUUACUGAAAGCAGUCAUUGCUCAACUGAAAUCUACGCUUCUUUGUUAGUAUUAAGUUAUGGAGAUACUUCUGAUUGUCCUUAUCUUUGCCUACAUGUUUUUUAUUGAUGUCCAAAUGAAAUGAAUGGCUCUAGAUGUAUUUUUAGUGGAAAACAGAAAUAUUUCAUGAUUUUCAGGCGCCUGCAAAUAUAAACCUGAAUCUCAUCAUAUGAAAAGUUGGAUUCAAACUUGUGGCCAAAUAGCAUGAAGGUGUCCAGUUAGUUUGCUGCUGUAGUAAAGCUACUGCUUAUAAUUGACGAAGUGUGAAAUUUCAAGGAAAAAACAAAUCUAUUUGUUGAUGUGUUUGGAGGACAUCGCAUACAUGUUGUUUCUCCACCUUUUCUGAUACCAAUGUGCACUUUUUCCCCUUUGGGCAAAUGUUAUAUUUAUGUUUCUUUAUUCAUGAAAAUAUCCAGCUGCAGUCAAAUAGACAAAUGAAAAGAAUAAUUGCUUGUAUGGCACCUCUUAGAUUUAUUCCAAAAAACAUUGACAAGCAAAAAAAGCCAAUGAUGAAUAAUUUUUUGUUUUCUAAAAAUGUUUAUCUGUGAUUUGUAGGUGCAAACAUAGAAGAAAAAAAAGCAAGCAAAAGAUCCUAAAUUAAUUUCACUUUAAUGUUGAACCCCAGUAUGAUUUCUGCAGAAACUAGAAUGCUUUUGCACUUUGCAUGGUCUCAGAUAAAAAAUAAUGAACGUUGGAACAAUUAAAAUAGUGCUGUGUGCCAACACACAUCUAAGAAUUUUUUAAUACUGCAAAAACAACUCAUUUGAAACACUAGCACUGGAUGAAGAAGUGAUCUUGAUACUGCUCACAGAGUUACAUUAAAAAGUGUCAAUUUAAUGUAUCCAUUUUUAUUGUAUUAUCACACAGGCACAUCUUAAUGAAUUGCAAUAUCAAUAGGGUUAUGUAUUUUGAGUCAUUCACUACUAAAGGUGACACGUGGAUUAAUUGCACACAGUGAUGUAUUUGGUACUUUGCAUGGUUAUGGUUUACAGCUAAUGAAAAUUUGAAUAUCACAUAAGGCCAGGUUAAAAAAACAAUUGUUAGAGAAAUGUCAGCCCACUAGACCAUGUACUGUACUGUGUUUUAACUCACUACUGCUUCACUACGGUGUGGCAUGGAGACCAAUCUUCUUCACAAUAGCCCAAAGAAUAUUUAGUUGGUUUGUGUGGGGAGUUUACUGGCCAACCAAGCAGAGGGAUACUAUGCUCAUUAACCCAGGUAUUGGUACCUUUGGAAGUGUGUGCAGGUUCCAAGGCUUCUGCUGGAAAAAUAAAAUCAGCAUCUCCAUAAAGCUUGGCAGCACAGGGAAGCAUGAGGUGCUCUAAUAUCUCCUCGUAGACUGCUGCGAUGACUUUGGACCUGAUCAAAAGUGGACCAGCACUAGAAGGUGACACAUUGCUCACUGUGGAAACUUCACCCUGGACCUCAAGCAAGUUGGAUUCUCCGACUCGCCACUCUUCGUCCAGACUCUGGAAUUGAUUUCCACAUGAAAUGCGAACUUUACUUUGAUCUGAAAAUAGGACUUUGGACCACUGUACAAGACUACAGUCCUGUUUUGUAAUGCUUUUGACUUGGUUUCUGUUUCAAAAGUAGCUUAACACAAAGAAUGCAAUAGUAAUAUGCCUAUAGACACAUCUCUGUGGGAUGGCUCUUGAAGCACUAACUCCUGUUGCAGUCUAUUCAUGAAUCUCCCCCAGACUCUUGAAUGGGCUUUGCUUCACAAUCCACAAGGGCUGCGGGUAUCCCUGAUGCUUGAGCACCUUUUUCUACCUGUUUUUCCUUCCACUUAACUUUCCAUUGAUUUGCUUAGAUACAUAACUUUGUGAUCAGCCAGCUUCUUUAGCAAUAAACUUGUGUGACCUGCCCUCUGUGGAGGGUGUCGUUGACUACCGCCUGGAAAACUUCAAGUCAGCACUCUUAACCAUGAUUGUGACUGAAUUUUGGCUGUUUAUUAGUUGUAAGCCAUAAUAAUCAAAAUGAACACAAUUAGAGAUCUGAAAUAUAUCACUCUGUGUGUAAUACAUCUAUAUACGAAUUUCACUUUUUGAAUUUGAUUAAUGAAGUAAAUUACUUUUCGAUGGGGGAAUAACUUUGAGAUGCAUAUGUUGUAAAAAAGGAGCUCAUUUUAAUUUUUGUUUGGUGUAAACAGCAGCAUCACCUUAAGGCUGUUUGCUCCACUACUGAGUAGAAUCAGUUUAUUAUAGAUGUAUAAUGACUGUUACAUUUGCAAAGGCCAAUUUGCUAAAACCAUUCUGCCUUGAAGAGCUGACGUUCUAGACAAGCAAGACUGGUGCUUUAACUGCGAUAAAUAAGGCAGGGUCAUCCAAGAUGGUUCUCUAAUUUGAUCUGUUGGAAAUCGCACAAUCAUGAGCUAAGAAUUGCACAGAAACUUUACUAAAAAUAAAGUUAUUUUCAUUUUUUUCUAAGCAUUAUGUAACAUUGCAGACUACAUGCAGGAAGCUAAUAUCAGUUUAUAGAAAUGCAGUUUUACUCUGGCCCUCAUUCACGCAGUGAAACAAAUCUGUACUUCAAUAUCAACAAAGCAUUGUAAAAAAUUCCACACGAUGGAGCUAAAUAUAUGUGCAAACUGGCACAUUUUACAUUCUUUCAGUUCAGCCCAGAUCUCCUUACUCUGAUUGCUGAGAAGCUACAUGCUUACAGAAAAGCGAGUUUUGGCUAACAUACAAUGCAACUUUGACUACACGUCCAGUUAAUGUACAGCUUUUUUGACUGAUGACAGUAUAUUUUUCCUAGUAAAGGCAUCGAGGAAUUGUCUGCUGUUACGUGUUUGAAUUUCCACUUUGGUUGGAUGCUAGAUUGAAGCCAUCUUUGAUUAUGAUCCAGCACAGAUGUUUUUUGUUGUUUUUUUUUUUUGUAAGACUAGCAACUUAAUAAAGAAGUUGCAUAUGGUUUGCAUACCUAUAUAAGAUGACAACUGAAAGAAACAUUUAAAUCGACAGUUGGUUCAAAUUAAAGGUUAUUCUGAUGCCAGGAAAAGGUGUUUCUGUUCUUAGAGCUGUGCAAUAACCCAUGCCUGUAAUGGAUUCUAACUGCCAUUCAAAGCACUGUAUUUAUUUCCUUUUAUUAAAUCAUUUACUUUUCUCA
This is a messenger RNA of Girardinichthys multiradiatus, 7193 nucleotides long. It is a transcript of the gene ddhd1a, whose product is annotated as DDHD domain containing 1a. The record is from RefSeq and is a predicted model, not a curated record. The transcript is spliced from 14 exons. Lineage: Eukaryota; Metazoa; Chordata; Actinopteri; Cyprinodontiformes; Goodeidae. Gene Ontology annotation, cellular component: cytoplasm. The coding region runs from base 450 to 3116 and encodes 888 amino acids. Gene Ontology annotation, molecular function: metal ion binding; glycerophospholipase activity.